Ilex paraguariensis (yerba mate) is the source of this 2023-nucleotide messenger RNA. The record is from the annotation of a GenBank genome assembly. NCBI's taxonomy places the organism in Eukaryota, Viridiplantae, Streptophyta, Magnoliopsida, Aquifoliales, Aquifoliaceae.
GCUCUCUUCCACCAUCUCUCUCUCGACACAAUCACUCAGACUGAAACCACUUAGAUCUGAGACCACAAAACCCAAAAACCUCAGCUCAAAGUACGAUCUGGUAAUAGCGGAUGGCAGCUGUUGGAGACACUACAUGUGGUUCUCUACUGCAGCAGUUGCAGCAAAUUUGGGAUGAGGUUGGUGAAAAUGAUGAGGAACGAGAUAAGAUGCUUCUUCAGUUAGAACAGGAGUGCUUGGAUGUGUACAAGAGGAAGGUUGACCAGGCUGUGAAGUCAAGGGCGCACCUUCUUCAGGCAUUGGCAGAUGCUAAAGUUGAACUCUCAAGUCUUCUAUCCGCCCUUGGAGAGAAAUCUUUUGUGGGAACUCCUGAGAAGACUUCAGGAACUAUCAAGGAACAACUUGCAGCUAUAGCACCGGUAUUGGAACAACUUUGGAAACAGAAAGAGGAGAGGAUAAAGGAAUUUUCUGAUGUGCAGUGGCAAAUACAGAAGAUACGUGGAGAAAUUGCAGGAGGGACUAGUGAGCAAGCAGGGGGUCCUGACGAGUCUGAUCUCUCUCUCAAGAAAUUAAACGAAUUCCAAGCGCAACUCCAAGAACUUCAAAAAGAAAAAAGUGACAGGUUGCACAAGGUCCUCGACUUUGUGAGCACAGUGCAUGAUCUUUGUGCUGUCUUAGGGAUGGACUUCUUUAGUACUGUCACGGAAGUUCAUCCAAGCCUGAAUGACUCAACUGGUGUACAGUCUAAAAGCAUAAGCAAUGACACCCUAUCUAGGCUGGCCAAGACUGUCUUGGUACUAAAAGAGGAUAAGAAGCAGAGGCUGCAGAAGCUUCAAGAAUUAGCAACUCAGCUAAUUGACCUUUGGAAUUUGAUGGACUCUCCCCAAGAGGAGCGGAGCUUGUUCGAUCAUAUGACCUGCAACAUAUCAUCUUCAGUGGAUGAAGUGACAAUCCCUGGAGCUCUUGCUUUGGAUUUGAUUGAACAGGCUGAAGUGGAAGUUGAAAGGCUUGAUCAGCUUAAGGCUAGCAGGAUGAAGGAAAUUGCUUUUAAGAAGCAAGCUGAACUCGAAGAUAUUUUUGUUCAAGCUCAUAUAGAAAUUGAUUCAGAGGCUGCUCGAGAAAAAAUAAUGGCACUUAUUGAUUCUGGGAAUGUUGAGCCGUCUGAAUUACUGGCUGACAUGGAUAAUCAGAUAGUAAAUGCAAAGGAAGAAGCCCUGAGCAGAAGAGAAAUAUUGGACAAGGUGGAAAAGUGGAUGUCGGCUUGUGAAGAAGAGAGUUGGCUUGAAGAUUACAAUCGGGAUGAAAACCGGUAUAAUGCGAGCAGAGGUGCACACUUAAAUCUCAAGCGGGCUGAGAAGGCCCGGAUCUUGGUCAGCAAAAUUCCAGCUCUUGUUGACUCCUUGGUUGCCAAAACUGGGACAUGGGAACAAGAACGUGGCAUAUCAUUCACUUAUGACGGGGUUCCUCUACUUGCCAUGCUGGACGAGUAUGCAAUGCUCAGGCAAGACAGAGAAGAAGAGAAAAGGAGGUUGAGGGAUCAGAAGAAGUUCCAUGACCAAUUUAGCAAAGAACAAGAAGCUAUUUUCGGUGCAACACCUAGCCCUGCUCGACCACUUGGUACGAAGAAGGUAGUAGGCCCACGUGCAAAUGGGGGUGCAAACGGAAGUGCAAGCAGACGGCUCUCUUUGAAUGCUCAUCAAAAUGGUUCCAGGUCCACAAGUAAAGAUGGGAAGAGGGACAACACAAGGCCAGUUGCUCCUGUGAACUAUGUUGCUAUAUCAAAAGAGGAUGCUGCCUCGCACAUAUCUGGCAUUGAACCUGUUCCAACCACACCCUGAUAAAUAUGAGAAUCUGUAGGUUUAUACCAUUGUGAAAUUGCUGUUUGUUAUUACUAGCUUAGUUGCUGGAAUAGGGAUAAUCUUUGAAGAGUGAGUGUUUCUAAAGUAGAGAGACUGUGUAGCUUUUUGUGUUAUAUUAGCACUAAACUAUUAAUCUCUAACUAACUCAUGCUCGCUUUCUUUGUUUG